This is a messenger RNA of Fusarium sp. VM40, 240 nucleotides long. The record is from the annotation of a GenBank genome assembly. Lineage: Eukaryota; Fungi; Ascomycota; Sordariomycetes; Hypocreales; Nectriaceae.
AUGCCGAAAACAACCACAGAUAUUCGAAAGGACCACAAGAAGUGGAAGUGCAACGGAAACGUGGGCAAUAAGCCUUGCGGCAAGGUACACGACAUGGGCAAAGUCUACUGCGAGUGCGGCAACAGGCGACAGAUCAAUGAUGAAGCUCUCGCUGCUGACGGAUCCACGAUUGGGCAGAUGUACAGGCUGGAGGAAGACAUGACUGAGCACUGGGAGUAUACUAGUCCUGAGCCUCUGUAG